GUAUCCUAUAUAAAGACACCAAACCACAUGAUGAAACCAACACAUGCACACAGUCUCACAAACCAACAAAAAGAAAAAGAAAGGGAAAGAUGAUGGGAGAGGGCUGGAUUGAAGUUGGUUCUAAAAUUGCAGGCUUACUUUUUGUCUUGACUACGAUUCAACAGUACUUCCCCCAGCAGCUCAAACACUAUUUAGGAAAGUGGUUCAACAUCAGAGUACUAGGUUUCGUCUAUCCGUACAUUAAACUCAAAAUCAAUGAGCACUCAAAUGGUAGGCGAAACGAGGUUUACUAUGCCAUUAAAACUUACCUCAGCAGCAAGUCCACUGACCAUGCCAGACGUCUCAAAGCUGACAUGAUCAAGAACACCAAGUCCAUUGCAAUCAGCUUCGAAGAUUGCGAAGAAGUCCUUGACGAGUUUAAGGGCAUAAAGAUAUGGUAUCGGGUUUUGCAGGAAGACACCAACACAGAAAUACAAACUUCAACAUUUUACGCCCAACGGUCACAACAAGUUCCGGAAUACAAAUCUUAUGAACUAAUAUUCCACAAGCGACACAAGGACGUUGUAGUCGGAGCGUACCUGGAGCAUGUCGUGGAACAGGCCAAGGAAAUUGGGCUGAGAAAUCGCCAGAGAAAGAUUUACACAAAUAACAUUAGCGAUUACUGGUAUUGGGCGGACAAGAAUUUCUGGAGUCACAUAGGAUUUGAGCAUCCGGCUACCUUUCAGACUUUGGCAAUGGAUCCUGCGAUCAAGGAUAAAAUAAUCAGUGAUCUUGUUACAUUCAGUAACGGGAAAGACUAUUAUGCCAAAGUUGGGAAACCCUGGAAAAGAGGGUAUCUUCUUUAUGGUCCCCCAGGAACUGGGAAGUCUACCAUGAUUGCCGCCAUAGCUAAUUUUCUAAAGUAUGAUGUUUAUGACCUUGAAUUGACAUCAGUCAAGAACAACAAUGAGCUGAGAAAACUACUAAUUGACACGACCAGCAAGUCCAUUAUAGUGAUUGAGGAUAUUGAUUGCUCACUUGAUCUUACUGGGACCCGAAAGAAAAAGGAGGAGGAGAAAAGCAAAGAGGAAGGUGAGAAUGAUCCCUUGAAAGAGAAAGAGACUGAUAAGGAAAAGGAAGCUAGUAAGGUUACUCUUUCUGGGCUUCUAAACUUCAUCGAUGGAAUUUGGUCUGCAUGUGGUUCAGAAAGGAUUAUAGUGUUUACGACUAAUCACAUUGACAAGCUAGAUCCAGCUCUAAUAAGAAGAGGGAGGAUGGAUAUGCAUAUUGAAAUGUCAUACUGCAAAUUCGAGGCAUUCAAAGUUCUGGCCAAGAACUACUUGAAUAUCGAAUCACAUCCUCUUUAUGAAACUAUUGAGCGUUUGCUGGGGGAAGCGAAUAUAAGUCCUUCUGAUGUCGCUGAGAACUUGAUGCCUAAGAAUGCUUCAAAAGAUGAUGCUGAGAUGUGCUUGAAAAGCCUGAUUGAAGCAUUGGAGAGAGCCAAAGAUGAUGCAAGGUUGAAGGAUCAGAAAGAAGAACCAGAAGCAGAAACAGAACAAGAUGGAGAUGGAGAUGAAGAUCCAAAAUCAAAAUUAGGCAAACUAGUCAAAAAACACAAAAGUUAUUUGCGGGUACUAAGGAAAAAUGUUUGGUGCAUUUGAAAUAUUUAAUAGCAAUACCUAUAUUAUUUGUGAU
Messenger RNA from Impatiens glandulifera, 1674 nucleotides. Its product is annotated as AAA-ATPase At3g28510-like. The coding region runs from base 90 to 1640 and encodes 516 amino acids. NCBI's taxonomy places the organism in Eukaryota, Viridiplantae, Streptophyta, Magnoliopsida, Ericales, Balsaminaceae. The transcript has a single exon. Gene Ontology annotation, molecular function: ATP hydrolysis activity; ATP binding. The record is from RefSeq and is a predicted model, not a curated record.